Molecule: messenger RNA, 1820 nt
Organism: Orussus abietinus
Lineage: Eukaryota; Metazoa; Arthropoda; Insecta; Hymenoptera; Orussidae
Gene: GrlHz
Exons: 7
Coding region: 174-1664 (496 amino acids)
Source: RefSeq, a predicted model, not a curated record
ACAUCUACCAUAGAUACAAUGAAUUGAACUCUCUCUAAGUUAAAAUUAGGAAAAAUGAUUGCUGACACAUUUAAACAUAUUUGAUACCACAAUUUCGCCAAGGACCUGCAACUUUUCUGCAAUGACAGCUAUUUUGGAAAUUUAAAUGUUUGAUAUUACGUUUAUAUAAAUAUAUGACUGCCUGUAGGUCAAGGUCAUGUUUGUAUAACAUAAACAUUAUAUCAUUGUAUCUCUCUAAGUACCACACUUUCACAAAUUUCGUAUUGCAGAAGAGUUAUAUUGAUUUUAAUUCAAAUGGAUCGGUAACAGACAAAGAACAUUCUCCGACACAACCAAAUCAUGAAGAUCAACUGCGUUCUUCCACCCCAUCAAUACUAUCAGAUUUACAUUUACAAAGCACUGAAGUCGGAGAAAUUACUGAAAUGCCAGAUUAUGAAAAUUUAAGUACUUCUGCAGUUCUGCAUUACUGUAAAUAUAAAAUUUUAAAACCCUACCUGAGGCUGUUAGGAGUUAUGGGUCUGAGACCCAUCGGUAGCGAUGAUUCAGAACAUUAUUCACGUUACUGCAUUUUGUCAAACUUCCACACAUGCCAAGUGACCGUGUUUAUGUGCCUUGGUUAUGUCUUGCAAUACAUGGCUUGUUUCAGAAGAGAUCGUGGAUUCUGUUACAUAUUAAUGCCCGUAGAGUAUGAAACGAUUUCAAAUGCUACAAAGGAACGUACAUAUGAAAGAAUAUGCUACGGAAGUAUUAUAUUUAGCUAUUUAAUACCAAGCAUUCUACAUUUAGUUGCAUACCUGUAUACGAUAUACUUGUUUCGUAUAAAGGAAAACGAACAGCUACAAAAUCUAAUGGAAAGAGCUUUUUUGUUAUCAUCCAAUCCUGCAAACAGAGGUAGCCAAAAAAGACUGGUCAGAGUACUGUGGCUAUUUGUUGGAUUAGGCAUCUUAUGGAUGAUUAUAGCGCUUGUUACUGUAAAUAUAAUGAUGGCACAGGGAACUAUUUUGUUUCAGUGGAUGGAAGAAAGUCCUCAACAAGUAAACCUUAUGUUAAAGGUCCUUUUAGUGGUUUGUACGUUAUGGCACGACAUGGUCCAAGGUACGAUCAUAACCAGUUAUUGCUUACAAGGGCAGCUUUUAAUGUCGCACCUCUCCUUCCUAAGAGCCAAAUUACUGCAACAUACUUUGCCACCCAUAGACUGGAUGAGAGAACUGAGUGAGUUUAAAAAAUUACUGAAAUAUUUUAAUGAUGAUUUUGGCCCUGCAGUGUGCAUCUAUACAAUUGUCAAUAUAUCUUGGGCUGCAGCCGGUACUACAUGGUUAUUAAAAUAUGAUAGGAUUGAUUUCCAUAACAAUCCAAUAUCAUAUAUUGCCAUUAUAAAUGUCAUACUAUGGAUUUUAAUUUCCUUAGCGCCAUUUAUACAGGCAGCACGGCUCACAACAGCUUGUUCAAUGAUUCAAAGUAUAGGACACGAAGUACGAAUAAGACCUUUCGUUUAUCAAGGAACACCAGGUGAAGAUCUAGAUACAAUUCUUCUUUACACAUCCUCUUUAAAAAUGUGUGCAAGAUUGUUUAGAGUUCCAAUUACAGGCAGAUACUUAUGCUUAAUAUUAACAAUUGGUAGUAUUGUAAUUCUCACAUUGGGUCAAUGUCAUUAUUUCAUAUAAUCAAAGCAUUAAGUAUUGAAUUAUGCAUAUUUUGUACAUAGUUUUGUAAAUGGGUACUGUAAAUAUUUUUACCAGCGCUUAUGGAAUCUACUUAUAUGUUUGUUUUGUUAUCUAAUUUUAAACUCUUUUAUAUAUAAAGUAAUAUAUUCUACCUCA